UAGUUGGAAAGGAAAAAGAAAGCUAUUUGAAUCAGCUUCCUCUUGGCUUUAGAACGACUUCCAUUCCACCAACUCAAUCUGGGGAGUGCAAAUAAAUAUACAAAGAACACUAUCAGUUCACUAUUUUAUAAUAACCUUUUAUCAUUUUGAUUGAAUGCUUCAAAUUAACUUUAUCAGUUUGAGUUCAAGUAUGCUCCUGUAACUACACAGGAAGUAAGUAGAGUUGUGCUUCUCUCGUUAGGGUCUUUGUUUUAAACCGCCAAAUUCUGAUCCCGCAUAGUAGGGUGGUGUUGUGCUCAGUUUACCAGUAAACCGUUGUCAGGGUACCUGUAACUGGUAGGUGGACGGAAAAACAAUGUGGAACGACGUUGAACUUCUAACCAAUGAGGAUACCAACACAGGUCGCCUUUGCAAUGUUCGAGAGGAGAAUAGUGGUUUGUACCAAGUGGAUACUUUGGUCAAAAUUGCCUCACCUGAAAAGGUGUUGUCAGAUCCUCAGCUUUACUCCUCCAGCAGUUCAAACUGCAGCAUUGUUGUUGCUGAUUCAACUGUUAUCCUGUUCGACCUCAGCUAUCAGACUAUCUUGCUGCAUCUCGACUUUGACUCUGAUGUGGAUACUGUGGAUGAUUGUCUGGACGGACAGUUUCUGGUGGUUUGCGAGAGAAACGGAAACCUCCAUCUUAUCUAUGUGCCUCAAAAGAGCACUCUUCUCACCAGAGCUAUGCUGAAGAAUGUCCCCUCUGGAAAUGAGAAAACAUAUCGACAUCUUAUCCUACAGGAGGAUAAGACAUCUUUAGGGAUGUACCACCUGUUCCUUCUUACUCAAGAUGGAUUUUUUCACAUCACAAACCUUGCCCUGGAGAAGAUUCAAAGAGCUAUUGAGAAAAUGGACAUUGGGGCUUUGAAAGAGCUUCAGUCUCUAAUUAAGACAGACUUCUGUUCCACCAAGGAGAUCCAUGGAGGGGGAUGUAACACAGCAGUGAUGUGUAACCUUGGCAAUGAAAUCCACCUCAUGAUUGGGGCGGACGGGGAAGCUGUUCUAACCCACUGGAGAUUGGAUCAUAGUCAGGGAACAAUGUCUCUCUGUCAGUCCCUGGACUCCAGCCUAAUACCAGGGGUGAGAAAGAUUCUGGUGGUGGACAAUCUCAUGUAUGUUCUUAGCGCAGAGAACAUUCUGAGUCUUUGGGACCUGCAUUUCCUGGUGAUGGUGAGCUGCUGGCGUGACCUCUCCAUCCAUGAUUUCCUACUCAUCACAGAGUGUGACUCUGCUUCAAUAGCCACGCAAGAAAGUGCCAGCACAAAAAUCAUUACAUUGACCAUGCAAGACAAAAGCCAGAUGAAGAGCCUGCAGGUGCGCUCUCUUCCCUCCAUGACUGUCCUCUAUUCUCUGGAGGUCUCCUCUACAGCCUGCCUGGUCCAGACAAGAAUAAGCACGGACACUAUAUAUUUACUAGAGGGGAUUUACGAGAAUUCACAAAACUCUGAGGAGCAUAUAUCCUCUGUCGUCAUGAGAUGCUUCACAGAGGCUUUGCCUGAGAACAGACUCAGCAGACUUCUCUACAAACACAAAUUUGAGGAGGCAGAAAAGUUUGCCAUAGCAUUUGAGCUUGAUGUUGAGCUUGUCUAUAAGGUGAAGCUGGAUUUUGUGCUGGAGCAGCUGGCGUCAGCCUCUGUGGGUGGCUAUGGGCAGGACGUAUGGUCUGACCUGGUGGAGGAGGCCAAGACCAACCUGAUGAAGAUCAUGGAUGUGCAGUAUGUGGUGGAGUACUGUCUCAAGGCUCCGUGGCCGACCUUUGACACUGCAGAGAAGAUGCUGAACCAUGCUGCCUCCCGCUGCCCCUCCUCACAGAUCCAGGAGGCUCUGGCCAGACUCGCCACCUUCUGCUGUCUCCACAGCCUGGACAAGUUCAAUGGGAUCUCCUGGAUUGAGUUUCUGAACAUCACAGACUACGUUGGGGACAUGCUGUCCCACUUGAGAGAUGGAGACCUGAAGGGGGCCCAGCACCUUUGGCUUAGACAUGAGGGAGAGAUUGCAGUGCAGUUUGAUGAGAGAGGUCUUGAUGCUCUGCUCAGCUCCAUUCCAGAAGACCUUCCAUCUCAGGACCUCUGUCUCUGGCUUAGGAGUGUCAUUGUUCCCUUUGUAAGGAGAGUGGUACCUAGAGGACAGAAAAUCCUUGCGAUGUGGUUGGAGCAGAGGGCCAGGAUUCUGGAGUUAACAGAAAAGGGAGACUGGCCCCAGAAUGGACUGAACUUGGCAGAACUUGGGUUGCCCUCGUUAUGGAUGUGGAUACCUUCUGAGGAUGACUAUGGUUCAGAGGAAGUGGAGCACCUCAAGUCCCUGGUCUCUAAUCUCCGCCAGCUGCUGGACCUCUACAACAAGUACAACUGCAGGCUCUCCCUGUCAGUCUUCGAGAAGGCAAGUAUCCGCAGCGUAGCAUUUCUCAUGCUGGAUAAGGUGCCUGCCCCAGAGCUGAUCCCUGCCACGGUGGAGGGCAGUGUCAGGCCCUACAGCCUGGAGCACCAGCUGCCCCUGGAUGAGCUGCUGCUUCAGUAUAUCAAGGAUCUGCUGGAGCGCUGCAGCUCCCAGACCACUACGUUGUUCACAGAGUGGGAGGCCAAAGCUGUGGCUGUGCUAGGCUGCAUCACGGACACUGACCUGGUGGUAGACGCUGUGCUGGAGAUCAUGCAGAAGGCCGUGGUGCCCUGGACUGAGGUAGUGGAGAGGCUGGUCCAACAGCACCUGGAGAUGAUGGGACCCAAGCAGGAGCUUCUGAAGGAAAGCUUCCGUCUGAUGGAGAUGAGGAAGCUGCUCAGAGGCUACGGGAUCCGCAACUUCAACCUCUCCAACAACACUCAAAUCAUGACACUGGUGAGGUACAUCCUCAAGCAGGACCUCCCCACCUCCCUGGAGGACUCUCUGAAGCUGGCUGGGGCCUACAAACUCCCCACCUCCCAGAUACACAUCUUAUACCUCAUCCAGCUGAUUAGCCAGAGCAAGAGCGAGCCAUGUGUGACACUCCUGAAAAAGCUCGCCCCCGAGGAGGCAGAGUGUGUGAUCGAGAGGCUGGCUAACUGGGCACGACUGGAGCUGCAGGACAAAGACCAUGUGUCUGAGGAGCACAAGAAGCACCAGAUGGUCAUAGCACAAGUGAUGGUGGAGGCACUGACGUUCUUACAGAGGAUCCAGAAAGGGGAUGCCUUUAAAAGUGUGGAUUGCGAGAACAAUCUGAUGAUGUUUAAGGCAAUUGCUCACCUACAGGAGGACUUUGACAUCUUCCUCACCCCUAACAACUAUGAGGACCCCAAGGUGCGAAAGCAGUUCCAGGAGUAUCACAUCACAGCCUAUGAGAACACCCGUGCUCGAGGUCCCUCCAAGAGCAAGGUCACAGCCACCCCUAUGGUGGCCAACGACCCUGACGGCAAGACCAAGAACAUCUCUACUGAGGCUGGCCUCCGCCGCUUGGCACGGCAGCUCCAGCGCACGGAGCAGGAGCUGUGGGCUGACUUGGCCCUACGUGCCCUGGGGGUCGGCAAGGUCGACAAGGCCCUCAAGAUCCUCAGUGAGCUGUAUAAGCACCAUGGUACCACCAGCACAGGGAAGGUGCUUUUCAGUGCUGCCCAGAAGCUGUGCCAGAUGCUGGAGGCAGAUGUGCCCAUGAUCCUCCCUGAAGGGGUGGACCUCCCAGCAGUCAUCCACAAGCUGGCCUGCCAGGCCGUCACUGUCUGCCACUCAGACCUGCUCCUGGACUGUGUGGAGCUGUGUAAGAGCACACGGGCUGCCAUGGAUGUCUACCACCAGUGUCAGCUGUCAGACAACUAUGGCUUCAUAGCAAAGGAUUUGUCCCUGGCGGCUGAAAGAGACCCGUACUCCCAGUGGAGCUUCCAGGAUGUCUUUAAAGAGGACUGCAUCAUCCUGGACCCCGUGUCUGUCCUGCCAGUCCAGUAUGAGAUCACCAACUGUCUGCUGCCCUUCUCCUCAGAUAGAAAGCUUUACCCAUUGGACUGCUCCUGUCUUUCUCACUGCUCUUUCCAACAAGAUGCCAACUUCCUGAACCCGCUACUGGUGCCCCUGGCCUCCAUGCAUCAGAUGCUGCAGGAGUGUAGUCAAUUGGAGCUGGCCCUCAGACUGCUGGUCAACUCCUUUGGCAGCUGUCUGCAGCACGUCACCUCCAACAUCAUGAACAUCAAGCUCGGCAUUCAGCUCUAUGGCCCGCAGGCCCUGCAAAAAUAUAAGGCGUGCUUGAGUGAUUUGAGAACAACUACUCUGUCCUCUAUCAAUGCUGUUGCAGUUGCCCUCCUGCACAAGGUGUUUAACUGGAGAGUGGUGGAUUGUGACCUGGCUAUUGGACUCUGCACUCUCCUGUCCAAAUCCGAGGUGUUUAAGAUACUGUGGAAGGUGAUCGACAAUACUUGGCAAAACUAUGAUAAGAUCUUGGCUGUGGCUAUGGUGGGGGCCCAUCUCUGUAACUUGUACAGCGAGCAGGAGGAGCGGAAGAAGUUUCUCUCGGUCAUCACCGACGCAGAGUGGGGAAUCGAGCUGGGCAAAUUAGGGAUAUCCAUCCAGUCUGUGUUUCGUCAGUGUCCAGAGAUGAAGAGUAACCUCAUCCCUACCCUGGUGAAGAACAAGAACACCACCCCUGAGAUUAUCCUCCAGUACUGCAGCACCUUUGGUCUGAACAGAGACGAAGUGAUAAACCAGUACAUCACCACCCUGCUGCUGCUGCAGGAGGAGGAGGAGGAAGAGGCGGCAGGAGACCCUGGGGCGGGCCAGGGGGAGGAGCAGCCUCUAGGGCAUGCAGACGCCCUGGAGAGAGCUCUGCAGAUCAUCCCUAUGCUGCACAGCACAAGAAACCUCACCAUCAGCCUCAGUGCUGCCAUACUCAAGCUAAGCCCAUAUAACUAUGAGAGGAUUGAGGGGGUGCUCAGGAUCAUACAGACAGCUGAUGAGCAGAUCACCAGCAUCUCAAUCAGUCAGGCAAUAGGUCUGCUCCAGCACCUGAAGUCCUACAAGCGCAUCUCUCCCCCUACAGACCUGGAGAGCAACCACCUUCUGGAGAAUGGCCUGGAACCCUCGGCCCUGGCCAACAUCAGACUGCCUUUCCACCUGCUCAUGCAGACCACCAGCUACUGGAAGAUCAUCUCUCCAGAGCUCAGUGAGGAGACCUUUCCUACUCUGCUUCUGAUAAGCAAGCUGAUGAAGGUGAGCGUUGACAAGCUGUACAUGUCAGCAGUGAAUCAUGUGUUUGAGAGGAGUAUGAAGCCCUUACUCCUUGAGCAACAUAAGAGGAGGCAAAAACACACCUCCAGCAAGGAGACCUUCAAGGUGGCUAAGACCAUCAUGGGGUACAUCCACUGCAUCCAGAACCCAGAGUGGGCCGCUGCCACAGCCCAUAAAAUUGCUCAGGAGCUGCCUCCAGGCACUGAGAAGACCCAGUCAUUAAAGUUCUGCCUAGCUCUUGGUGACGCAUGGCUGAAGGACCCAAAACUUGAGGAGGCAGCGCGGACCAGGGUGGAGACCUUCCUGUCCAAGCUGAAGCUGCAGUUCCAGCGCUCGGCCACAGAGAACGUCCUGAUGUCCAGCCAGCUGAACAGCCCAGAGCACCUAAAGCUGACAGGGCAGCCCGCCCGCCUCAUCGUCAUCCUUUACGAACACAGCAGUGUAGAGCAACGCUUCAGGGGCUCUGCUGGCCAAACCCACCCUGACAUUCACGCUGUAUGCAAAGAAAUAGCAGCCAUCAAUAGUGUGGAUUUUCUGAAGAUCAGAAGCAUGCUGCUGGAGAAAUGGAUCUGCAAAACCGGCCCAGCUGCAGCCAAGGACAUCAACAACCAAGAUUGUGUCAAUGACAUUCAGGAGGAUUCAGAUCUUAUGAGGGUGGUGUACCUACUGCAGAUCUAUUCCAUGGAUGUGGGAGUCUGUCUGUUGAGCCCUAUCCUCUCAGCAGAAACAUGGCCCCUCAGCAGUUCUGGGCCACGUCUUACUUUCUGCCACCGGAGUCGGGCCCUGCUUUGUCUCAUCCACAUCGCUGACCCCACCACCCUGGAAACACAGCUACACAUCCCCAAGACACAAGUCCAGUAUUACCUGAAGUGCUACAUCUACCUGUCUCAGCUGGAGGACCUAAACAUCCCUUACACAGUGGAGUCAUUCCUCAACAGUCCCAAAGAGGGCAUGGUCAAGGGACUGUGGAAGAAUCACAGUCAUGAGCCACAGGCUGUGCGUCUGGUGGCAGACCUUAGCCUGGAGUACCAGGUGUUUGACCCUCAGCUGUGGAAUGGGUUACUGCAGAAACUACUGGGCUUCAACAUGAUAAGCGACUUGCAAAAGGUAUUGGAGGCACUGGGAGCUGUCCCCUCUCUUUGGCAGGUCUCCAGUUUUUCCAGGACCUGGAGAAGUAUGAUCCUGGCCCCAUUUGUAUCAGCGUCUCUUCCUCUGAGCCCCCAACAGCAGGCAACCCUCUACAGGACCUUUGUUCUCCUCCUUAAGUGCCCGUUCCUGUUGAAUCUGGACCUGAUAGGCAUCGCCAAUCGCUUUGCCCAGUUCAGUCUGCCAGGCUUUGCACUAGGUGCCCUCCUGCUCAUCCCCUGUGCCAAGAGGAAGGGACAGCAGAUUCAGGGCCUCCUGUCAGCAUGUAACCCCAUCACCAUCCUGGAGCAAUUGGAUGAGCAUAUGAACACUGGGGAGUUGGCAGGGGUUCCUUCACAGAUAAGGGACACCGUCUUGACGUUCAUUUGCCAAAACAGGCAGUACCAGAAGCUGUGGAAGACCAAGCACUUUAAUCUUCUCAAGCAACACAUUGUGUCAAGUGGUGACUGCAACCAGGUGAAGAACCUGGUAGAUUAUUUGAUCUCCCACAGCUGUGAGGAGGAUGCCAACUCCCUGGCCCAUGAGUAUCUGAAACACAGGGAGCGUAAAGGGAAACUAAUACUAGACAUGUCCCCUGCAUCCAGUGCCCUGAAGAAGUUUCUCAGCAUCGAUAUAGAUAAGUAAAUGGUGUGGAUAUGAACAGGAUGAAGAACACAUAUGGGACAUAAAAUAUAUUCACAGAAUGUUUAUUCAAAUGUGUCUGUCUUUGGGCUAGAAAUGCAAUGUUUGCACUUACUGUCUCCUUACUCAAACUAUUCGCAUGUAAUAUUCACUAUCUAUUUUAUAAAUAACUACACACUAAACAUUGUUUCUGGUGAAAUGCUUCAUUUUCAAGACAAGGGAAUGUUAUAGUGGAAUGACUAAUGACAUUUUUAUUACAGCAUACAGUAUUAUCAAGCAAUAUAAAAAGUUGUCUACAGUUAUUUUAGUUAAAGCAUCAAUUAACAUUUACAUUUUAGUCAUUUAGCAGACGCUCAUAUCCAGAGAGACUUGCUUUUUACCUUCAAUUUCCUGUCACACACCAUACCAGUCUCUGUUUUGCUUACAUGUGUGAGAACAUUGAUUUUCUACAUUCUGUAGUAAAAAAUAUAGGAAGUGAAGGCCCAGUGCAAUCAAAAGGAGUUUUUCCUGUGUUUUGUAUCACAUUAUACAACACUUGAUGAAACUAACACAACGUGUGAAACAAUUUGAUCAGCCAUCACCAGGGUGUAAAUUAGUUAUUAGAUCAAUAAGAAAAGUUCAAAACCUCUGCCAAUAACAGCUAGUUAUUCAUUUUUCUCUCCCCACUCAUGCCACUCAUAGACAGUCCUAGCAAAAUUCUUGCUUGAGAUAUUGCUUUCUUGCUAAGAAGCUAUUUUUGUUACUUGUCUGUUUUUGAACAUUACAAACCAUCUACUUGGUACUAUCCAAAUAAAGUUUUCCCGAAAUAAUA
Salvelinus fontinalis (brook trout) is the source of this 7796-nucleotide messenger RNA. RefSeq names its product kinetochore associated 1 (gene kntc1). Gene Ontology annotation, molecular function: small GTPase binding. Bases 356 to 6988 code for a protein of 2210 amino acids. Gene Ontology annotation, biological process: protein localization to kinetochore involved in kinetochore assembly; mitotic sister chromatid segregation; mitotic spindle assembly checkpoint signaling. NCBI's taxonomy places the organism in Eukaryota, Metazoa, Chordata, Actinopteri, Salmoniformes, Salmonidae. The transcript has 62 exons. The record is from RefSeq and is a predicted model, not a curated record. Gene Ontology annotation, cellular component: cytoplasm; RZZ complex; kinetochore microtubule.